Molecule: messenger RNA, 4457 nt
Organism: Helicoverpa zea (corn earworm)
Lineage: Eukaryota; Metazoa; Arthropoda; Insecta; Lepidoptera; Noctuidae
Gene: PIG-O
Product: GPI ethanolamine phosphate transferase 3
Exons: 10
Coding region: 125-2974 (949 amino acids)
Biological process (GO): GPI anchor biosynthetic process
Cellular component (GO): endoplasmic reticulum membrane
Molecular function (GO): mannose-ethanolamine phosphotransferase activity
Source: RefSeq, a predicted model, not a curated record
UUUUACUGUCAAAUUGUCAAUCAAUGCAAAUUUUGUAAAUGCAAUGGAUCGUGUACCGAUUUUAGUAAAUUUUAUUAUUUAGUGUAGAAAUAAAAACAAUUAUUCAACUUCAAUAGUUACAAUCAUGAAAGAAAAAUGGAAUUUUAUUUUGUAUCUAGUUUGGUUUUCGUACUUGGUUCUGUCAGCGGUGCUGAUGUUCGGGCAUGGAUUCCUGUUAUCCCGUAAAACUCUCAGUGAUGUUACUGAAUGUGUGCCGCUCGAUAAGUUUGGAUGUGAUGGCCAUGAAAAUUCUACUGUGAAGGAUUAUUGUCACGAGGAUGAAAAGAUUCGGCGAAUUUUGUCUGUGCCUGGGGGUCCACUGGCUUGCGUCCCGCAGCGGUCCAGGGUGGUGUUUUUGUUAGUGGAUGCUCUGCGGUAUGACUUCACGGAGUACGACGAGAGUAUAACGAAUCCGCUGCCUUACCAAAACCGGUUGCCGGUGAUGCGUGAGAUGUUGGACCGGUGGCCGGAUCGCGCGCGCCUCUACCGGUUCAUGGCUGAUCCUCCGACCACCACGCUCCAGCGUGUCAAGGCGCUGGCGACAGGCUCGCUGCCCACUUUCAUUGAUGCAAGCUCUAACUUUGCAGCUAUGGAGUUACAGGAGGACAAUAUCAUUGAUCAGGUGGCCAAGAAUGGUGGGCGAGCAGUACUGCUGGGAGAUGACACAUGGUCCCGCUUGUUACCAAAGCGGUGGCUCAGAUCUCAUGCUAUGUAUUCAUUCCAUACUUGGGACCUUGACACGGUUGACACAGAGGUUGACUCAAAAAUAUAUGAUGAACUUAGAAGAGAUGACUGGAACUUGCUUGUCGCACAUUACUUGGGCGUAGAUCACGCUGGACAUCGGUACGGGCCCAACCAUGCGGAGAUGACCAGGAAACUAGAUGAAACUAAUGUAAGACUGAAGAAAGUAAUGUCUAUGCUGCCACCCGAUGUACUCUUGUUUGUGGUUGGAGACCAUGGAAUGACUGAAACAGACUCACAUGAAUGGACCGACUCAGAGGGUGACCACGGCGGAGAAAGCAAAGCCGAACGCACUGCAGCAUUCUUCGCGUACCGAGGCGCAGGCCUGGCCGGGACUGGGGCCGACAUACUGACCGGCACUGAAGUACAACAGACUGAUCUAGCGCCUACCCUCAGUGCGGCGUUAGGAAGACCACCACCGGCGCCUUCCCUAGGACAUCUGCUGUUACCAGUCUUACCUAAAUCUAGUAUCAGUCACACUCUGCUCCAUAUGACCAAUAAUUUAAAACAGAUAACACAAUACAUGAUCCGCUACGGAGAGGAAUCACAACAAGUGUCGCUCGACCGACUCGCGCAUCUUAUCAAUGCGACGCGGGAACAAUUACACAAAGCCGCCACCGUCGAGACUGAGGACGAGCUAAAUAAUUACGUUGCGGAUGUCAGGGCCCUAGUUGACAACGUACGCAAUGUCUUCCGUGAAGUUUGGGUUGAAUUUGACUCUCUGUCUAUGCUCAGAGCUCUCUUACUUCUUCUAUUGGCAAUAUUUUUCAAUUGGUUAAUAACAGAAGGCAUUCCUAUGGAACGGCUUCCCAAUGUCUUUGCUAGUACUUUUGUCCCCACUGGACUUAUUUCGAUGGCUCUUUGUGUAGGAGUUUGCUAUACAGCUUUCUACUUUAAAGUUCUAGAAGAUUUGGAACAUGCUAUCAUCUUGAGCACUGGUCUUGUAUCGGCGUGCGUGACUUGCAUAUUGAUCAUUAUGCAUUGGGAUGGGAUCGCUCAGAGAUGGUAUGAAGGACGGUCGCAGUUCUAUGAACGUUUCGCACGCGCGGCUCUGGUCGCUUCGGCGGCUGUUUUAGUAUCAAACAGUUAUAUCAUCGAAGAAGGCGCUACCCUCGCGUUCUUGUCUAUGACUGUGCUAGGUUUAAUGGCGUGGAAUGUAGGAAAUGCAACUGCUUUGUUAUAUUGGGUCGGGUGUGGUGUUGUAUUGGCGGGAACUAGGUCUUAUAGAGGCUGUAGGGAGGAACAAGGAGAUUGUUGGACGGCCGGGGCUGGUGUCCCCACAGGGCAGUCUUCAAGGCCGGCUUUAGUACUUGGCAUGGGAACUGUGGCAGCUGUGGUUGCUAUAUGCCGGCGCCAUGUUGGUUGGCGAGGUUAUUGCACUGUGGCUGCUGGUCUGCUGGCCUGUUCUCAUUGGGCGACUGGUUACGGGUCGUUAGGAUCUCCGAGUCGUGCGAAGCUGCUAGCCAGGGCCGCUUGGCUUUCUCUAGCAGUCAUGUUGGCAUUGCUAUGGAAGCGCGAAGGUCGCGGCGCCACGCUGCCUCUAAUGGCCUGUGGUCUGAUGUUGUUCGUCGCCAAUACAUUAGUGCUAGGCGUUUCAUACGCUCCAUCAGCUGUAUUAGCAUUAAUUCUCGCGUGUUUAGCGCUGAAUUUAGUCGCUAAUCUGAAGAGUGAAGGAUCGAUUAAGUUUUCACUGGCAACCCGAUGCAACUCAAGUGUAGCGUGUAUGUGGGCGUUAUUGGCGUCUUAUGCUUUCUACGCGACAGGGCAUCACGCCACUCUGGGCCAUGUCCGAUGGGCGCCUGCCUUCCACGCCGGGGAUCCUAACUAUUUAGACAUUGGACCUCCCAUCACUGCCUCUCUUGUCUCACUUGAAUUAUUUGGUACCCUAUUCGCGUUUGGUGCGGCGGUACCCUUGUUAGCGUUAUGGGGUCAGAACGGUGCGGCCCGAGUGGGGCCCCGCACACAACUAGCAGCUGUCUUCUCAUUGUGCCUCAAGUUUAUGCUCUGCUUUGCAGUCAGGGUAUUCGCAUGCGCGAUCUCAGCAACAAUCCACUGCCGUCACCUAAUGAUUUGGGGUGUAUUCACUCCUAAACUCUUGUUCGAGAGCGGCGCCUGCGCGGCCGCGUUACUCGGCACACUCCUCGGCGCCACUCUCGCGGCCUGGCACUUGCCGACGCAACACCGCUCCAGUUGACACAAACAAUAGCGAGAUAGUUUUAUAUGGACUGCAUCAGGGGCCUCGGAGUGAAUGUUAAAUUUUGAUGAUCGUAUUGAGGGUCUACAUGUAGGGACGGCAUGGUUGAGGGUUGAAAUUUUUGCCAAAGGAUAUUCAAACUUAUCACGAAGGAAUAUGACAUAAAAUCCAGUGUUUUAAAUUGACGUUGUGGCUUUGAAAAUGCUUUCUUGGGUUGGUUUUGGACUAUAUGGAUCCCUUAGCACGUCACGGUAUUUCUUGUAAACGUCUAUCUAUAAGGGGCUCGAUUCUGCUAAUUCUACUUAAGCGACAUUUGAUUGAUAUCCAACUGAAAUCCAAUCACGACUCAAGAUUGCAUUGUUAUCCAAUUUUCACAUUAUUACAUUAGCAGAAUUGAAUCCCAGUAUAUGUCCAAAAUGAUACAGAGUAUAAGCGGUCUGUGUAGGUGGCAUAUUGUCUGCCAUGCCGUUCCAAUAUGUCUGCCUUUAGUAGUACCAAUUUCAUAAAAUUAUUGUAGAGUUGAACUUUAUCUUAUCUUCACUAGGCAAGCAAUAUUCCUGUGCCAUCCGUUUUUAAAUAGAUAACUUUGGAUCAUGUUAUAAAAUUGUGCUGUGUAGUCUAUUUCAAUUAAUUUUAUUACAUUGUUCAUUGUUCUUUAUGGUUUGCUCUUAAAUUUAUACCGUCUUACCACAAAAACUUUUAAACGUAAGUAAGGCCAAUAUUGUUUUAAUUCUGCCUGCUUUUUAAAGACUUCGACUGUGGUACACAUAAGUCUAAAACGCAUCUGAAUUGUAGAUCCUUACUCAUUGAAGUAUUUUCAGUAUAAUGUUUGAAGGCCAAAAUAAAUUGUAUGUGCUGAAAAAUUGACUAGGUAUAGUUUACGAGGCCCUUACGUUAUUACGCUUGGUCAGACUGUUGUACACUAAAAUAAUCUAAGAAUUGUUUUGGUCGAGAUUAUCGAGAUAUUAUUAUAAUGCAUGCGGAUGUGAAAGACGUUUGUAAUGUUACGUUUUAUUGGAAUGUUUACUGCGUGAGAUGCGAAAUUCUUUUACGAAGUACGGGUUUCAUUUUGUGCUUAAUGGUUGUAUUAAUUUUAAUAUCGUUUUAUAUAAUGAUGACGUGAUGUCUACCCAAAGCAUUUUAAUAUAGAUAUUAAAGAUGUAUUUUAAAUAUAAUUUAUUGUAUUUGAACAAAAACUGCCAUAGGCUGUUAGUAUUGUUAUUCAGAAUAAUGUUUAAUGACGUUGUUAUUACUUAAUUGGAAUGAAGUUAUACUUAUUGUAAAUUCAAACAAAUCAGUAUUUGCUCUAGUUGACAUUGAUUUAAUAAUUUAUAGUUUUAGCAAUAGUAUUCUUAUUUUGAAUCGCCAUAUAAUUAUGAAGGAUAGAAUAGAUAUUUACUACUUAUUCCAUUGGCAUUAUGUUUUUGGUUUAAAUCAAUAUGUUUUUUUUUUUUAUAUUCAUAAAUAAAGAAUUUUAGCACAA